Acanthoscelides obtectus is the source of this 699-nucleotide messenger RNA. The record is from the annotation of a GenBank genome assembly. Lineage: Eukaryota; Metazoa; Arthropoda; Insecta; Coleoptera; Chrysomelidae.
AUGUCUGAGCCUAGACUUAAUGAUGGGCUAGCUUUGGGCAACAUUCACAGAGAAAUUGACGUUUCUGUUAGAGAAGUCGUUGAACAUAUUGUCAAGUCUUGUUUUACCUUUGUCCAAAGUAGGUAAUCCUAGCUCGAAUACUGACUGAGGCCUAUUAGCAUUUUGCAUAUACUUUCCGAGUUACUGGAAAGGCAAUAUAUACACAAAUUUAUUUAUUUAUUUAUUUACUAGUAUACAGUAGAACCUCGAUUAUCUGGCACUCGAUUAUUCGUCACUUCCGUUAUUCGUCACCCAUCCCAUUUGGCUCAAAAAUAUGAAAUAGUGUGUCGAUUAAGAAAAGGAGAAAGCACUACAGCACUAUCAAACAGUUAUAAUGUUUCCCCGAACUACAAUUAAUGAUUUUAAAAAACAUGGAGAUAUCAUUGAAAACCAUAUCAGCAAAAUGGAAUCAACAGAUGGGGAUGCCACUCAUCGAAAACGAUGAAACUAGCUACCCACAAUGAAUUAGAUGAGGUUGUUUUUUACUGGUUUGCCCAGCAGCGAAGUCAAGGAAUUCCUUUAUCAGGCCCAAUUAUUCAAAAAAACCAUUAGAGUUCAAUAAAAAAUUGCCAAACUCCGAUCCAUCUUUUAAAGGAAGCACAGGAUGGUUGGACAAAUUUAAAACUCGACACCGAAUAAGCCAGUUAUCUAUUGAAGGUG